UUUUUUCUUUUCUUUUUUCUUUUAAUCUUUAUACAAUAAAUAAUUAAAAUGGUUGAAGCUGUUGCUGAUAUUGGUCUCAUUGGUUUGGCUGUCAUGGGUCAAAACCUCAUCUUAAACAUGAAUGAUCACGGUUAUACCGUCUGUGCCUACAACCGUACUACUUCCAAGGUUGAUGACUUCUUGAACAACGAAGCCAAGGGUACUAAGAUUGUUGGUGCUCACUCCGUUGAAGAACUCUGUGCCAAGUUGAAGCGUCCCAGAAAGGUUAUGUUGCUCGUCAAGGCUGGUUCUGCUGUCGAUGCUUUCAUUGACCAAUUGUUGCCUUACCUCGAAGAAGGUGAUAUCAUCAUCGAUGGUGGUAACUCUCACUUCCCUGACUCUAUCCGUCGUGCUAAGGAAUUGGAACAAAAGGGUAUCCUUUUCGUCGGUUCUGGUGUCUCUGGUGGUGAAGAAGGUGCCCGUUUCGGUCCUUCUUUGAUGCCUGGUGGUAACCCCAAGGCCUGGCCUGCUAUCAAGAACAUCUUCCAAGAUAUCUCUGCUAAGGCUCCCGAUGGUGCUCCUUGUUGUGAAUGGGUUGGUGAAACUGGCGCUGGUCACUACGUCAAGAUGGUUCACAACGGUAUUGAAUAUGGUGACAUGCAAUUGAUUUGUGAAGUUUACCAAAUCAUGAAGGAAGGUCUUGGUAUGUCUCACGAAGAAAUGGCUUCUACUUUUGAAGAAUGGAACAAGGGUGAAUUGGACUCUUUCUUGAUCGAAAUCACUCGUGAUAUCCUCAAGUACAAGGACACUGAUGGUAAGCCAUUGGUUGAAAAGAUCCUUGAUACUGCUGGUCAAAAGGGUACUGGUAAGUGGACUGGUAUUGACUCUCUUGACCGUGGUAUUCCUGUUACCUUGAUUGGUGAAGCUGUCUAUGCUCGUUGUCUCUCCUCUUUGAAGGGUGAACGUACUCGUGCCUCCAAGAUCUUGAAGGGUCCUACUCCCAAGUUCGAAGGUGACAAAGCCAAGUUCGUUGCUCAACUCGGUCAAGCCCUUUACGCUUCCAAGAUUGUCUCUUACGCUCAAGGUUUCAUGUUGAUGCGUCAAGCUGCCAAGGAUAACAGCUGGAACUUGAACAAUGCCGGUAUUGCCUUGAUGUGGCGUGGUGGUUGUAUCAUUCGUUCUGUCUUCUUGGGUAAGAUCAAGGAUGCUUACACCAACAAUCCCGAACUCGAAAACUUGUUGUUCGACCCCUUCUUCCAAAAGGCUACUGAAGAUGCUCAAGAAUCCUGGAGAGCCGUCAUUGCCACUGCUGUUCAAAUGGGUAUCCCUACUCCUGCUCUUUCUACUGCCUUGAACUUCUACGAUGGUCUCCGUCACGAAGUUCUCCCUGCUAACCUUCUCCAAGCUCAACGUGAUUACUUUGGUGCUCACACUUACGAACUUUUGGAAUCUCCCGGUAAGCACGUCCACACCAACUGGACUGGUAAGGGUGGUAACGUUUCUGCCUCUACCUAUGAUGCUUAAAUGUCUAUACAUACUUUUUGAUUUAUUUUUCUUUUGUAUUUUUACAUUAUCAUUCUCGACAUUCUGUAAAGUUUAAGAAACACGAAAACAAAAAAAAAAGCAAAAGCUUUUUUUGUUAAUAAAGACUUUCGAAUAUUUUUUUUCUCAAUACCACUUCAA
Molecule: messenger RNA, 1662 nt
Organism: Gilbertella persicaria
Lineage: Eukaryota; Fungi; Mucoromycota; Mucoromycetes; Mucorales; Choanephoraceae
Product: 6-phosphogluconate dehydrogenase, decarboxylating
Exons: 4
Coding region: 49-1503 (484 amino acids)
Biological process (GO): pentose-phosphate shunt, oxidative branch; pentose-phosphate shunt
Cellular component (GO): cytosol
Molecular function (GO): phosphogluconate dehydrogenase (decarboxylating) activity; NADP binding
Source: RefSeq, a predicted model, not a curated record